AUGUCUGAGAACGAGCGACGGUUAGUAUCGACACUGACCAGGCCCGGCGCUGGCCCACCGUUGGGCCCGUCUGACACGGAUGCAUCGGCACCUUCUGCCUCUGGCCAUGGCUCCCAAACUGCCAAACCCGGAAGGCGCCGACGCGCCGCUGAAUCGACGAACACACCUCCCAAGAACCAACACUUCUACUUUGUCGAUCAGAACUCGUCAUCCAAAGAAAAGCGUGCUCAUGUUAUGCGCCACCAUGUACAGGAAAAAAGGAAACAGCGCAAAAUGUCGCAUAGCACAACCCCCACAGAGCACAUCCCAGAUUAUAUCUCAUAUCCGGCGAAGAAAGAGGCAGAAACUGCUGAAAAGACUGGAUUAGAGUCGCGCUCGACAGCUGCGCCAAACUUCACCAAUGGGGAAACUUCGCUUCAAAUUCGAUUUUCAAAUAUGAAACCGCAACCUCAUGCUCCUGCGCUACCACCCAUUGGCUCGCCAAUCACGAUACUCGAUGCCUCGCGAAGGGAUCCGUUUUCUAGUCUCCCAAUGGAAUACGAUAAUAGCGAUAUUGAAUUGGCUGACUAUUGGAGGAACAAGUUGAUGUACUGGUCCGGACAAAACCUUCACUUGAAAAACCAGAUUUUCCGGACGGCCAUGGGACACCCUCUUUCUUUCAAGGCAGUAGUUCUGUCAUACUGCGCGCGGUGGAAAGCACAGCUGUACGGCAUGUCCGACAGCACCGAAAUCCAGCGCCAUGUUGGUCAAGCCGCGAAAAUCAUUGAUGACAUUACCUCAGGCUCGGUGCUAGUCAGAGCGGAUGAUCUUGCAAUGGCCUUGGGUGGAAUGGCCUUACACGAAGGGCGCUUCGGCAGCAAGGAACUGGCCCAGAUAUAUGUAAACCGCGCGGUCCAGGUCAUGCGACCGCGAACAGGAAGCAACAAGCCCGUGGAGGUGUUUAUUCACUACAUCCGAUAUCUGAUGAUGCCAGAAGGCCCCGAUAUUAGUUUUACCGAACAGCAAUGGCUGCUCACUUUUUUGCGAGGAGCCGAAGAUCUCAUGCGGCAACACAGCUCCCCCGAAUACCUCCUCGAAGCACCCCAUAGACUCACGGCUUUCCAGAUGGAAGGUCCUCUAUUUUCCCUGCUGUCUAGUGGGCCGCGGCCCUCCCAAGUGCCGCACGAAUCUCGUGUAUAUGUGGUUCGCGAUGCGCAUACCCAAGAGGUCAGCCGAACGGCGGCCCUCAUCUAUAUUACGGCCGCACUGUGGGAUUUCCAGAAUUCCCCAAAUAAGACCGACCGGUUCCUUCAGUUUUUAAGUACCACGACAAAACAGCACCACCUCGAUCGUGAUCCAGCUUGCGAAACCCUUUUGUGGUUGCUGCUGGAGGAAGCGCAUGAUUCUGAUUUACAAGACCCCGAACGCGGAUGGUCCACUGGCGAGCUGGUCAAGGCGCACAAACGGCUACGGCCUGACCUCCAGUUCCAGUUCAACGAGAUUCUCAUGAGCUUCUUAUCUUUUCAGACACCCAUUCGCGGUGUCAAUGCGUUUGAAGAGGAGCUUCGAAAUAGUUUACAUAAUUCUCAAUGA
Molecule: messenger RNA, 1572 nt
Organism: Penicillium roqueforti
Lineage: Eukaryota; Fungi; Ascomycota; Eurotiomycetes; Eurotiales; Aspergillaceae
Exons: 3
Coding region: 1-1572 (523 amino acids)
Source: RefSeq, a predicted model, not a curated record